Molecule: messenger RNA, 4170 nt
Organism: Pangasianodon hypophthalmus (striped catfish)
Lineage: Eukaryota; Metazoa; Chordata; Actinopteri; Siluriformes; Pangasiidae
Exons: 18
Coding region: 109-4080 (1323 amino acids)
Biological process (GO): binding of sperm to zona pellucida; prevention of polyspermy
Cellular component (GO): egg coat
Molecular function (GO): structural constituent of egg coat; acrosin binding
Source: RefSeq, a predicted model, not a curated record
UGAUUGUUUGUAACAGAUGCAGGUGUAACUGAGCUUGCUCUUUUAGAUUAUUUGACUAGGCAAACGGCUGGCUGUGCUCUAGCAUACACGUGAGUGAAAACACCGGCGAUGUCUUGUCGACUACAGUCAAGAAUUACAGCUAUUCUCCUUUUAACAACAACACUACCUCUCUGUUUAACAACCCAUGGCUCGGGUUUGGACCAAACCCACAGAGUUCAGGUAGGAGGAAGUUUACAGAAAGGAAGCAAACCCAAAGGAGAACUUCAGAAGGAGAGAACUGAGCAGCACUUAUCAAACACAGCUUCUACAGAAACUCAGAGACGUUGGUCUUCUCCAGCUAGACACUCAAUCCUCAAUGAAACAAACAACUCAAAGCUCUACAAGUCUUCAUCAGCUUUCCACCAGUCCAACAACCCCUCCAUGUUAACUCCAAGACAGGGUGGUACUGAUGCAAAAGAGCUGCUUCAAUCCGACUCUCCAGGAUUUGAUGUCCAAGGAAAAGUAAAUCUUUCAUCCAGCCAUAUUACUGAGGAAUGGUUACAAAUGAGACCACUGGUGCGAUGUUCCCCAGCUGCUAUAAUCCUAACAGCUAAAGGAUGGAACUACGUACACCUUCUUGUGGACCGAGUGGAUGCUUCCCCUGUGUCAAUACUUCACCUGCCCUCAUACUGUGGGUACAAUGUAAAGGCGACAUGGAGAAACCUAGUUCUGAUAGCGCCUUACGAUGGGUGCUAUGUCUUACAGCAGAAUGGAAGUUAUGUUUUACCACUGCUGUGGUGGGGAAUGCCUGUGAGUAUUUCCUGUCCCAUGACUCCUGUUUCUGCUCCUGCCACUCCAUCUGGCUUCUGCUCGUACCUGGGAAUAAUCUUAAAGAUAGAGGGGUCUCAGAGAGGUACAGGAAAGUAUCGCAUCAAAGUAAAUGAGGAGUGGGUGCCACUUGUAUCCAGCACAUGUGCAUAUCGUAUGGACUCAGCACCUGAAGACCUGAUCCUCUUCAUUCCUUUCACAGUGAAGUGCGCUAAGGAUGGAGGCAGCACUCUUGAUGUCCUCUUGGAUGGGAAAAUGUAUACUCUUACUUGUCAGCCUCAUCACUAUCUUCCCUAUCACCAUCAGUAUAAUCCCUCUGCAACAUUUUCUCAACCACUCCAUCCACUGCACACUCAGAUUAUCCCACUUGACCCUACUCUCACUAAACCAGAGAUAUCUAAACCGCACUUGGUGCCUGAAAUGACCACGAUGGAACAACCCCAACACCACAUAUUGCUCCCUUCUGAGCAAACAACCCCAGUAGGUGGCACAGGAGUAACCGUACAGCAUCCUCAGCACCCAUCUUUACCAUUAUAUGACAUGGCACAGGUGCCUGUUCUACAUUCUUCUGAUAUUCCCACAACAACAAGUACAGAAAUAACUGUCCCUCCUUUUCAGCCUCCAUUUGGGCAUUUGCAGCUGAGUAUGCCUAUGGAGUACCCCCCUUAUCAAUAUUUUCCUCAUCACGUAUACCCUUACUACCAUAUUUAUCAUCAUCAGAAACCUAUGCCACCAGAUUCGCAUAUAACUGAAUAUAAAUCAGCACUCAAACAAACUCCAAAGCCUCAGACAGUUCAAGAACCUCAGAUGGGACUGUACCCUCAGAUGCCUGAACCUUCUCAGCUGCCGCAGAUGCACCAACUUCCUCAGCUGCCGCAGAUGCACCAACUUCCUCAGCUGCCGCAGAUGCACCAACUUCCCCAGGUGCCCCAGGUGCCUCAACCUGCCCAGGUGCCCCAGGUGCCUCAGCUUCCUCAGCUUUCUCAGGUUCCCCAGCUUCCCCAGGUGCCUCAGGUUCCCCAGCUUCCCCAGGUGCCUCAGGUUCCCCAGCUUCCCCAGGUGCCCCAGGUUCCCCAGCUUCCUCAGGUGCCCCAGGUUCCCCAGCUGCCCCAGGUUCCCCAGCUUCCUCAGGUGCCCCAGGUUCCCCAGCUUCCUCAGGUGCCCCAGGUUCCCCAGCUUCCUCAGGUGCCCCAGGUUCCUCCCCUUCCUCCACAGAAGCCUCAAUUGCCUCAGCUUCCUCCCCUUCCUCCACAGAAGCCUCAAUUGCCUCAGCUUCCUCCCCUUCCUCCACAGAAGCCUCAAUUGCCUCAGCUUCCUCCCCUUCCUCACCAGAAGCCUCAGGUGCCUCAGCUUCCUCAGGUACCCCAGAAGCCUCAUCAUAGAUUUCCAGUGCUGGCAAAUGAUUCCUCCCAGUCGUCUCCAGUGCUCACCUGCAAAGGGGAUCGUUUGAGAGCAUCUCUGCCCUCUGCAAAAAUAAAUUCCAUUAAAGUCAAAGAUGUGAAGAGGAAGGUUUGGGUUCCUGUGUCUUCGGCUCCAGCACACUGUGGGUACUUACUGCAGCGUAAAGGCAGGGGUGUGGUUUUCUCCUCCCCUCUUCCUGCCUGUCACUCAUAUACUGCAUCCCCCUCGCUACUCUCUCUUUCUCUGAAGUUCUGGGAUCAUGUGAUACCGAGACACCAUGCUGUACGACUCCAGUGUCCCUACACUUCACCCUCUCCUACUAUUACAGAGUCAUCUGCAACAACAGCCAGCCUCAUGCCAAAACCUAUUUUCACACGUUCUCAACCAGCCAGGCAUGAGAUCCGGCCUUCCCGUCCUCAAAAACCCUUGGGUCCAUAUUCCAAACCAUCAAAGCCUAGAGACUCACCUAUGCACUUCCAAAAGCCCAUUGUCCCAUCUUUGUAUCCCCCCAAACCGACAGCUCCAUCCUUCCAGCAGUCCAAAGACACAAAACCAAUUUCCUGGCCACCUCAAAUGCAUCAACCACAAGUCUUAUGCCACUCUAAAGACAUGAGCGUCACACUACCUCCUGGACCAAUCACAGGCCUGAAGGUUCAAACUCCCACUGUUGGCCUUAAGGGAAGUGUAAAGGCAGUGCUGUUAGAUGAAGCCCCAAGUCAUUGUGGAUACUUGAUCAAGAAGAACCAAAAUGGUGAUAUUAACAUUCUCCUGCCCUAUGCAUCCUGUCACAUGGCUCAUCAGGAUGGACAGUACCGAAUUGUGUUGAAGUAUCAGACAGCGGACGGUCGUAAAGUUGAGGCCUUACUGUCCUGCCAAGUUCCCAUGAACCACGAAUGCAGUCUGCCAUUUGAACAGCGGUUAGCCUGCGGAACCAGCUCUGUUUCAGAAGCCGAAUGCCGUGAGCUGGGUUGCUGUUACUCCCCGGAUACUCAGACCUGCUACUACCCUAUGGAUGAAUGCACAGCCGAUCGGCAUUUUGUCUUCUCCAUCCCUGCAUCGCUCACAGAACCACACCUUUCACCCGCCCUCUUGGUUGCAGCCGGCAACAGCUCCUGCACUCCUCAGAGGGUGGUGGCAGACUUGGCCCUCUUUAAGAUCCCAUUGGAUGGCUGUGGUGCUCACAAAUAUGAAGUGGGUAACACUGUGAUCUAUAUGCUGGAGAUCUUGAACACUUUGAACUCUGUCACUCUCAACUAUGGAACCAUAACCAGAGAUUCACCAUUUAGGCUGUUGGUUGAGUGCCGGUACCUGUCUGGCACAGUGGCGAGUGUGGGUUACCUGGUUAAAAGCCCAUCUCUCGGCCCAUCCAUUCAGGCGCAGGGAGUGUUUGGGGUUCAGCUCAGGAUCGCAAAAGACCAGCAGUAUAGUAGCUACUACCCGCAAUACCACCGGCCCCUGCGCAAGCUGCUGGGGAAACCCCUUUACCUGGAGGUGCGUCUGCUGAACCCUUUAGACCCCAGCGCAGUGCUGUUGGUGCAUUACUGUGUGGCGUACCCUCGCUCUGCGCAUUCAGCAUGGGUCCUCAUCUAUGAUGGUUGCCCAAACCCCCUUGAUGUCACCCCAUCCCAUGAACCCCCUCCCACUCCUCCAGAAGGACUGGCCAAUCACGUGAGGCGAUUCACUGUCAGUACUUUCCAGUUCCUGGAAAGCAGUAGGAAGGAAACAGCACCUGGUGAGGAGGAGGUGGUGGAGAAGGAGGGAGAGGAGGAAGAGAUCUAUUUUAUGUGUGCCACUGAGGUGUGUUUACCCUCUGAAGGUCCGUGUGUAGAGGGCUGUAUUGAUCCUGUAGAUUCCCCAGCAGUGAAGUCCUGAGUUUGGAGGUGUCAAAGUCCUAUAAAACAGUCGACAUCACUCACUAUGCUCAGAAUAACUGCUUUGUGCGUCACAAAAAAUAAAGGUUAA